Messenger RNA from Alosa alosa (allis shad), 4106 nucleotides. It is a transcript of the gene mtmr12, whose product is annotated as myotubularin related protein 12. Lineage: Eukaryota; Metazoa; Chordata; Actinopteri; Clupeiformes; Clupeidae. The transcript has 16 exons. The record is from RefSeq and is a predicted model, not a curated record. Bases 63 to 2342 code for a protein of 759 amino acids.
AAUCCUCUGUUUCGCCCGGAUUUCCACCUGGUUGGAGAGAGAGGUGGACUGAAGUUGGCGAAAUGUUGAGUUUGGGGAGCGGCGGAGCGAAACAACCUCCCAAAGCGUCGUUUGUGUCAUAUGUUACGCCCGAGGAAAUUAAUCCAGAAAAAGAACCUCCCAAAAAAGAGAGGUACCCUGAUUUGCUGCCAGGUGAGGUGGUGUUCUGCAGUGCCAGCCCCAUCCUCAAGUACACGCAGGAUGAACUCUCCCAGCGCGGUGUCUUCGGCACACUGGUCUGCACCAACUUCCGCGUCUCCUUCAUCAGUGAUGAAGUGCAAGUGGAGGAUACGAUCCAGCACUUUAAGAAUAAGCUGUAUGGGGAGAAUGACAUUCCUUUGAUGUGUGUGGAUAACAUUUAUGGAGGAUAUGAUGACAAGAAGAAACUGAUAACAUGUCCCCUGUUGAAGAACAAGUGUCCCUCGAAAAUCAUAAUUCAUUGCAAAGAUCUUCGUGUUUUUCAGUAUUGUUUAACCUACACAGAUGAAAAAGAUGCUAGGAAGAUUUUCCAGGGGAUUGUGCACCACUGCCUGGAGUCCAAGUCUCUCAAGUGUGUGUUUGCCUUCUCUUACAAUGCCAACAAUGCAGAAAUGCAGAGGAAAGGGAGAACAGUGAUGUUUGACUCCAUAGAUGACUGGACCCAGGAGAUGAAAAGGACAAAAGGAGUUUGUAGAUUGGUAGCAGAAAAUCAGUCAUUUGAACUCUCUCAAAGAUUGCCACAGUAUUUUUUCGUUCCUGCAAAUGUGACCGAGGAGGACUUCCAGAAUGCCAGAAAAUUCAAUGGAAAGGGUUUACCAAUUUGGUGCUGGUCCCAUCAUACUGGCUGUGCCUUGUUUAAAACGGCAGCUCUGCCUCUGAUGCAGGAGGACACCAUCCCCCAGGCCUAUAUGGAAAAAAUGCUCAAUGCCGUGGCGCAGAAUUACCUUUACUCUGUGAAAACGGAGGACCUCAGUGACACACUCCCCUCUCUCCAGGAGGUGCAGCUCUCCUAUACGAAAUUCAAACAGUUCUUCCUCAUCGAUAAUUCAACAGAAUUCUGGAUGUCGGAUGUAAAGUGGUUUUCAUCUCUUGAAAAUGCUGGGUGGCUUGACAUCAUUCGGCAAUGUCUGCAGAAAGCUGUGGAAGUGGUUGAAUGCUUGGAGAAGGAAAACACGAAUGUCCUCAUCAUGGAGGAGGAGGGGUCGGACCUGUGCUGUGUGAUCUCCAGCCUGGUUCAGCUCAUGCUGGACCCCUACUACAGGACCCUCACCGGCUUCCAGAGCCUGGUCCAGAAGGAGUGGAUUGCUGGCGGCCACAACUUCCAGGACCGCUGCAAUCAUCUGCACCAUAAAGAUAAAGAGCACUUGCAGACCCCCGUGUUCCUGCUCUUUCUGGAGUGUGUGUGGCAGCUCCUGCAUCAGCACAGCCCCGCCUUCCAGUUCUCUGAAACCUACCUGACGGUUCUGUCCGACAGCGUCCAUGUUCCAGUCUUCUCCACGUUCCUCUUCAACUCCGUCCAACAGAAAGUCAGCAUGAUGACGGCCGAGUCGCCGCAAACACAAAGAGGCCCAUUGAACUGUCCCACGGUAUGGGACUGGUCGGUGCAGUUUGACUGCAGAGCGCAGGAGUUCUUCAUUAACCCUUUGUACACUGACAAGCUGAGGGUGGACAAGUUGACCAAGAAGUCACAUCGACCAAAGCACACGAGGCAACUCUCCUUGCCCAGUUCUGCAUUCAAGACGCCCUCAAAGAAGGGCUUCUUUAAGGAGGAGACGGACAGCUUGAAGAAGAUGCUGCGCGUCAAGCGCUUGAGCCGCUGGAUGCUGUCGCCGGACGCCUCGCCGCAGGCGUCCACGAGCGAGUUCUACGAGGCCUGGCUGCGGCGGCCGCUGGAUUACCACGGCGUGCUGCUGCCGCUGCUGGACGGGCCGGCUGUGCGCGUCUGGAUGCAGCGCUACCUGCGCUGGAUCCCCGAGGUGCAGAUCUGCGGCGGUGGCACCGUGGCGGUCACCAACCGCCUGGCCGAGCUCCAGGGUGAGGUGCGGGAGCUGCUGCGCCGGCUCGAGCGCCAGUGCGGCGGCAUCGACGCCGGCGGGCCUUACCACUCCGACCACCACCACCUCUAUGACAACGUCGCUCCGCUGCCGCCACACCUGUUGCGCUCCUCGGUGCGCCUCUCCUCGUCCUUCCCCUUCGCCUCCAUCCGGAACUGGCCCUUCAAGCCGGCCAUCCCCACGAGUAUGCUGCAGGGUCUAAUCGUCUCAGACCCCGACAACAUGGCGGACAGGGAGGAUGAGUACACAGAGACCAUCAGCUUGGUAUAGGGAUGUACUGUGAACGCGCGCAGGGUAUGAUCGCUGUGGUGCUAAUUACAGGGUAAUGGAGGCCUCCACUUCCUGUUAGAAGCUGCAGAAUUAUAAGUGACUUGGAUGCUAGUGUAUACCAUUGACCCAAGGGACCCGAGGGAAGGGGGAGUGUCGAAUCCCUGCUAUUUGUGCCCUUACUGUAAAAGAGCUGAACUCGGAACACAUGUUUUUUUGUUUUUUUUUACCAAGUCACUGUGCUGUUGAGUAUAGCUGGUUUCACCAACAAAGAAUGUAGUUCAAUUGACAUCUAAGAUUUAGACAUGACUUUUGUUAUAUUGUUCUUGAACUGUUAAUGGGAACAUCACAAUUUGUGUGAAUAAUUGUGUGACAACUCAUGAUCUUCCAAAAAACUUAUUUUUGACAUCUGAUUUCUUUAACACCAGAAAACACUGACAAUCAGUGUUGUUUAAUGGAAAAACUGAGGUUUUGCCAUCUUUGUUUCAAGCAGUCUUGAUGCAAAGAAUCAUUUUGGAUCUAUGUGAGAUGCAGUAAUGCUCAUCAUCAUAACAGCAAAGCAGAAACAAAAUACAGUGUCUUAAAUUAAGGACAGAAGACAAUUAAUGCCUUAUGAAGGGACAUUUCCAUAUCAUGAAGUGUUUUGUCUGAAAUAUUCACCUUGAUUUGAGAAUUCUCUUGUAACGUAAUUUCUAUUACCUUUAUUUUUUAUUUUUUUGGAAAUUGUCCACAAGUCCACAAUGUCAACCAUUUAUCUUCCUCUGAGAUAUCACUGUAUGUAAGGUUUUUCUUUGGGGUCUGUUGAAUUUUCAGCGCCAUCCACUGGAGAAGAGGUGAACCAUGGACCUAAAACAAGUUUUAGAAAGCAUGUGUAGUGGCUGAAUUCCUUAGAAAGAAACAUUGAUAAUGAUUCCUGUUUGUCCAAUGAGUAUUUAUUCAUUAGAAUAUUUACAUUUUGCUUGUCGGGUUGUAUUGAAAAUGUACAAAGAAGGAACUCAUUGAACCAAUUAAUAUUCAGUUUGAAUGUCAGUAGAUUUUUUUUAGAUUGAAAAAAGAAGACAUUUUCAAUAGUCUUAAUUUCUCAAAUUGUUACAGACUGGCUAUGCACUUAACACAUAUGACUUUUUUUUUAGUGAAUUUGUUGAAAUCUCAAAUCAGCACAGGCCCUUCAUGAUACACAUGUAUUUAUAAUAUUUUUACCUCUGUAAAAAAUAUAAACUACUCAACUAAACAUUACAAUGCCAAAAAGCUCUUUUUAAUAUUUACUGUUUGCCUUUUACUACUCACUGAAUGCCUUCGACCAAUCCAUGCCAUGCUUGUAGAAGUAGUGAUGCCUGGAAGACCAAUGGUUCUGCUGCCUUCUGUAAAAUGUUACUGUAUUGCCUUCAGCACUGAUUUAUGAUUGAGUAAAUCUAAUUAACAGGAGUGUUAUGAAACUAAUAAUAGAUAGGUCAUUCUAACUUGCUCUUUGUCUUAAUCUUUUGCACUAUUGCUAAUCGUUUGUCUGACACUGAAUUAGUCACUUUAAUAAACCAACUUUGUUCACUGACCUGUAACGCCAUUAUUCACAAUGCCUGUAAAAUCAAUUAAGUCACUUAAAAAUUUCAAAGUCACUUUUUUAAUUUAUGUACUAAAAUCAUGUUUUGUUUCACCCCUUAUGUCUCAAAAAAUAUACUUAGAUCAUGUUUGACUGCCUCUUGAAAUGUUAUUCUCACUUCAUGCUCAUCGGCAAAAUAAAUACAUAUGAAAAAUUGCUUUUUAAAUGCA